UUCACGUCACACCGCCAGCAUGUCCACCACGCCCACCAUGCCGAGCACCGAAGACGUCUACUCCAAUGAUCAGGACUGGUAUCCAGGCAUCCGUCAGCGCUCAAAACCAGGCAAAGCUCCCCACGAAGCAAUAUACGAUAAGACACAGGACAUCAAUGGUACCCUCGUUACGGAUAAGCCUGCGAAUCGAGCAAUGCUAGCCAAUCAACGACGGCAGAAAGAACAUGAUGCGAAAGUUCAAGCAAAGCGGGAAAGACGAGCUGCUCAAAUGGGCCAACAGUCAAAGUCAAGUCUCUGGACCUUCCUACCCAUUCUGCUCUUCCUCCCUCUCCUGUCUUCAUUCCUUACUCAAUCGUACACCUUUAAUCUGUCUCCGUACGUCCUCCCUCACCUACGGAAUUUUUGGGCCGAAACGCCUCUUAAUAUAUGGCGACGGGAGAUGAAGGAGUUCACCCCUCUUCAACUAGCCAUGUUCGAUGGCUCUCCUGAUAGGCCAGUCUAUUUGGCGAUCGAUGGCAUUGUCUACGAUGUGUCUGCCAAUAGGAGGAUCUAUGGGAAGGGCGGCAGCUACAAUAUGAUGGCCGGUCGUGAUGCCUCGAGAGCAUUCAUCACAGGGUGUUUUGAAACCCAUCUUACUCAUGACAUUCGAGGCUUGUCCAAAGAAGAAUUAGCCUCCCUUGAACACUGGAAAUCGUUCUUCGCCAAGAGUGACAAGUACUUUAAAGUCGGCACCGUUCUCAACCCACCUAUCGAUACCGAAAGCCCUAUACCGCCAUCCUGCCGCGAGGACGAAUCAGCAUCGGGUGCGGACAUCCAUGCCCCUGGAGAGGCAGCAGCGAAGAAAGGCAAGAUUAAGCCUGGACCGGUGCACGGGCAAUAGACCAUAGUGGAUUCUAAACAUGUACUGUACAUAGCAUCUGUUUUACUGGUAUCAUUGGUAAAGAAUCAACCCCUUCUUCCAGGUGGAGGAGGUGGGAGAGAGAAGAGCCCACCGCCGCCACCGCCACCAGAACUUGGGGUUUGACUGGGUGAAGGCUUCUUCCCUUCUCUACCUGGAAUCUUGAUGGUGAACGUUUGCCCAUCCUUGAGAGAGUAGUCCUUAGGGGGAGCGGUUGGCUGUGGAGGUUCGGAUGGAUUUGAAGCGGAAGAGAUAUUUUGGGAGCGUUUUGUGACUGAUUGCAAUGCUACCUAUA
Cryptococcus deneoformans JEC21 is the source of this 1193-nucleotide messenger RNA. RefSeq names its product sterol metabolism-related protein, putative. The coding region runs from base 20 to 880 and encodes 286 amino acids. The transcript has 5 exons. Lineage: Eukaryota; Fungi; Basidiomycota; Tremellomycetes; Tremellales; Cryptococcaceae. Gene Ontology annotation, cellular component: endomembrane system; membrane. The record is from RefSeq and is a predicted model, not a curated record.